AUGAGUGACCCGUUAGCCGAUUAUACCAAUAUCUCUCAGGAAGAGAUUGAUACUGAGCAACCGGGACAUCAGGAACAAGCGCAACAACGUAAGCAAGAAGUGCUGGAACAAGCUCUGGAUGAUGUUGAAUUACCACAAGAGAAGGAACAAUAUGAAGCAACUGAAAACGCCGAGUCCAGUGGAGAUUAUAAUGCAAGUGCUUCCAAUGAGUUAGAACAAGGAGAUGCAGAAGAUCAAGCGUACUCCGCGCAAACUGGAACUGCUGAUUCGGAAAGGAAACCUACGAGCAGUGUUGAUCGUUAUGAAGAGCACGAGCAAGAGAUGGAAGAUAUUCAGCAGGCUGAUUUUGUAGAGCCAACCACUGGAGAUGUAGAAGACAAAGUGGAGGACGAGGAAGACUAUAGUAUUAAUAACAAUAGCAAUAACAACGACAAUAGUGGUGACGACGACGAUGACGAAGCGGUCAUCAAAAGUAUUAAAGCUCAGAGACUUACAGACGAGGAUGGCGGAGUAAAUGUAAAUACCAAUGCAACAAGAAAAAAAAACAUCCGAAAACCACAUGCUAUGGAGUCGACACCAAGCUCUACCACGCCUGUACCAACAGGUGGCGAUCAUUAUGCACCUAUUGAAGACCAUUACGAAACGAUGAACCCAGAACAAAAAAAAAGACUUGAAUUGGAAGAGAAAAUGGACGCAGCCAUCAAGAUGAAAAAAGUAAGAAGGAGGAAGGCCGACGAGGAUGACAUUGACAAGAUGGAGGACAUGAAGAUCCAGCAAUUGUCCGAGCGUAUGCUUCAAGCAGCAGACGCCGAUGUUGAAAAAAACACACAGGGUCAAGUUGCAACGGAAAAGUUGAAAAUGUUGGAUGAAGUAAUGAGCAUACUUUCAAGGGCGGAUUUGGCAAUCUCUAUAUUGGAUAACAAUUUAUUGCUUUGCGUCAAGGUGUGGCUUGAGCCAUUACCCGAUGCAAGUAUGCCUGCAUACCAAAUACAAAAAGAGCUCAUUCAAGCGUUGGAAACACUACCUAUCAAAACUGAGCACUUGAGAGAAUCAAAUCUUGGAAAAGUGCUUGUGUUUUAUCAAAGAUCCAAAAGGACCGAGCCUCAGUUGAAAAAGAUUGUCGAUAGAUUGAUUGGUGAUUGGACUAGACCAUUGCUUAACAGAUCAGAUUCAUAUAAGGACAGAUCGAUCCAAUUCGGGUCAUACAAUAAACAUGACUAUUCAAACAAAUUGUCGAGACCUGUGAAAAAGAAAGAGAGCAAAACUCUUUACGAGCAAAAUGCCGAGAGAAGGAAGAGAGCAGCCAUACCUACUGCUAGGACUGCUGCUUACAAGAUUGCACCAAAGGUUGACAAGAGUAGAUUAUUAAGCCAAGCGGGAAGAGGCGCUGGUUACGAUGAAAGAUUUAGGAAGUUGAAUCAGAAAUUGGUUUCAAUGGGAACGAAAAAGAAGACCGCCAAAAAAGGUGGUCCAUCCAUUGAAGGCAGAGAUUUGACCAUUUAG
This is a messenger RNA of Lodderomyces elongisporus, 1503 nucleotides long. RefSeq lists its product as uncharacterized. The record is from RefSeq and is a predicted model, not a curated record. Gene Ontology annotation, biological process: poly(A)+ mRNA export from nucleus. NCBI's taxonomy places the organism in Eukaryota, Fungi, Ascomycota, Pichiomycetes, Serinales, Debaryomycetaceae. Gene Ontology annotation, cellular component: nucleus. The transcript has a single exon. Bases 1 to 1503 code for a protein of 500 amino acids.